Molecule: messenger RNA, 1434 nt
Organism: Clonostachys byssicola
Lineage: Eukaryota; Fungi; Ascomycota; Sordariomycetes; Hypocreales; Bionectriaceae
Source: the annotation of a GenBank genome assembly
AUGACGGCCACAACGUUCCACAAGUUCUCCGAUCUGCCAUUUGAUCUUAGGUAUCAAAUCUAUCUCCUCGCUACACCAUCUAGGCUUGUAUAUAUCCAGGAAGGUUUCCCCGUCAAGGAUGAGCUGUGUGAAGUCAAGGACGACGAGUGCUUUGAGUGGGAAUACGACAAGCUUGAAGCAGGGGAAGCAGCCUUUGUUGACUUUAGCCACCAACUUUGUCACGGAUCGCUGCAAUUCAAUCUGAAGCUGCACCCUGAUCUGGUGUACUUUUCUGAGAACUGGCGUGCCUGGAUAGCCGAGUCUUUCUCGCAACCCAGGAGGCAAACUACACUUGAGGAGUAUAGCUUCACUACAAGCAAAACGCCGUACGACCCUUGGACAGCUACGCCCGAGGCGCCGUGCAUACCUGCAAAUCGACUUCACGAGAAACCCAAGCUGGCCUUCGAACUAGCGCGGGAGACAUGGCUCUACAGCGAAACGCCCAUCCCAGCAUUCCUACACGUUUGCACCGAGUCGCGCCAAGUUUUGAAGACUUUGGGGUAUCAGCUUGCUUUUGGCACCCGAUCACACGCCCCGAGGACAUGGUUCCAUUUCGAGCGGGACAUUCUAUAUGCUCCCCGGAUAAAUGACGACUGCGAAUACAACCCUUUAACGGACUUAAAUUUCGCAUACUAUUCCUCAGAGUAUCUUACUUCUGUGCUUUCAGGUUGUCCAUGGGACUUUGGCCGGUUCGACCUAGAUUCACUUCGGAGUCUUAGACGACUGGUACUACCAGGCACCUGGUCUCCUCUACCCGAGCAUGAACCUUUUGUUCCAAGUUUGCACUACCUUGCCAACAUGAUGAAACUGCUCCCGAAUCUGAAAGAGAUUUUCCUUGAAGAAUGGGAGGCAGAAGACAUUGGUGGGUGGUUAUUUGGUACAGUCUGGUGGAGGAUCCCGAAGGAUUCCCAACAUUCACGAAUUCUAAACCGCGCCUUCGAACCCAGAGUUUGCAUCCCCUGGGAGCCCAUCGAUUCCAUCGGGUCCAUGUGCUGGUUUGAUAGAGGAGUCAUGGAUGGAGAUGGUGUAGGGCCCAUACCUGAUGGGCAACGCUACAUUAUGAGAACAGAUCACCCACUGCCUAGCAUUGCCGAACACUCUCGUCAAUGGGACCGGCAGGCUUGGGCAAAGAUGUUUAGAAAGCAGCUCCAGGCCAAACUGCAGCAGCAUGCUUCUUACAGUUCUGCUAUACCAGAAAUCACAUUUGUCCACACAUGUCCAGAAUCAUUAUCUCAGCGAUUCUUACGCGGCCGGCAUCAAUUCUGGCAGGACUUCAUCCAUCUACAGGAAGCGGCUCGCGAUCAAUCGAGACUUGAGCUUGUCCAUUCGGCUAUCCAAGAGCCCCGUUUCAGAGUGAACUUUGAGAAAAUUCGUCUAGAGGCUCGCAAUGGCUAG